Molecule: messenger RNA, 531 nt
Organism: Penicillium canariense
Lineage: Eukaryota; Fungi; Ascomycota; Eurotiomycetes; Eurotiales; Aspergillaceae
Product: GPR1/FUN34/yaaH family-domain-containing protein
Exons: 4
Coding region: 1-531 (176 amino acids)
Cellular component (GO): plasma membrane
Molecular function (GO): acetate transmembrane transporter activity
Source: RefSeq, a predicted model, not a curated record
AUGUCACACGAGGGGGAUAUUUGUACCCACUGCUCAGUCAAAGGUCCUAACGAUGGGCCAGAGCAGGGUAAAGAAAAUAUUACGAAUGAGAGCACUCCUUUGUCGCGAAAUCUCCCCGAGAAGAUAUAUGUAUCAUGCGCCUCAACAACCAGAAGAGAGCUUAAAGCAAUCCUUGGGAACCCUACACCUCUUGGCGUUAUGGGCUUUAUCUUAAGCUUAACCCCUAUGGCCUGUGACCUAAUGGAAUGGAGAGGAGCUGGGGGUUUUGGAGCUGCUACCGUUGGUGUUGCAUACUUUUUUGGAGGAUUGCUCAUGAUCCUCGCGGCUGUCCUUGAAUUUAUUCUUGGGAACACCUUUAUUUUUGUUGUCUUCUCGUCUUACGCUGCAUUUUGGCUUUCCUUGGCUGCAACAUUAACCCCGUUCUACGCAGCCUAUACUGCAUACGACCCGUCAAAUCCUGAAAAUCCAGGAUUCAACAAUUCAUAUGGUCCGAACCCUUCCUACUGCAAGAUAUUCUUCCUUUGUCACUAA